AGGUUAUUAAUGUAUUGCUUGCUGACUGUGCUGGGACUGUGCGUCGUGACUGUCCGUACAAAUGGCUUCGCAGCAGCAGAUGAAGCACGCGCUGCAGCAGUGCAUUGAUGCACAGAAAGACGAGCUGCACAGUUUAAGUCGGGACAUUUGGAGCAACCCCGAGCUCAGCGGAAACGAGACACAGGCGCACGACAGGCUGGUCCGCUUCUUCUCUCGGGACAAAACAUGGACGGUCGACAGUCACUACAAACUACCCACCGCAUUCCGGGCCGUCUGGGAUCUGGUCGGUGGCCGCGAGGGAGCACUGAACGUGGGCUUCCUCUGCGAGUACGACGCGCUUCCGGGUAUCGGACACGCUUGCGGGCACAACCUGAUAGCGGAGGUGGGAGCUGCAGCCGCUCUGGGGCUGAAAGCUGCUUUAGAGAACCAGAGUGAACUCCUUCAACCAGUUAAGAUAACAGUAUUGGGAACUCCUGCGGAGGAGGCUAUAGGAGGAAAGAUUGACUUGAUCAAGGCAGGUGCGUUCGCUGACAUGGACCUGGUCUUCAUGGCUCACCCCGCUCAGCAAGAUGCUCCAUUCCUGCCCGGUGUCGCUCUCGAUGAGGUGAUAGUGAAGUACUAUGGGAAAGCGUCUCAUGCUUCUGCGUACCCUUGGGAGGGAGUGAACGCCCUGGAUGCUGCUGUGCUGGCCUACAGCAACCUCUCUGCACUCAGACAGCAACUCAAACCAGAGUGGAGGCUUCACGGCAUCAUCAAACAUGGAGGGGAGAAGCCCAACAUUAUCCCUGCCUACACCGAGUUGGAGUAUUAUCUGCGCACGCCGCUGGUGAAGGAUCUUUUUGACCUGAAGGCCAAGGCUGAGGCUUGCUUCAGGGCAGCUGCUGUUGCCACCGGCUGCCAAGUGGAGAUAAUCUACCCAUACGAUUCCUACUAUAACAUUCUGCCUAUUGCCACGCUAGCAAACCUGUAUACAAAUAACGGAGAAGCUUUGGGGAUUCAGUUUCCAGAGCAGCCAAACAAUUUUUCUGGUUCUACAGACUUUGGCAACGUAUCAUACGUAGUCCCCGGUAUCCAUCCUUUCUUCUACAUCUGCACUGAUGCGCUAAACCACACUGAGGAGUACGCUGUGGCAGCAGGAGCUGAAAAGGCCCAGUUGUACACCCUGAGGACUGCCAAAGCCCUGGCUAUGACAGCUGUGGAUGUAGUAUGCUCCCCCGAUCUGCUGCGGAAAGUGAGAGAGGACUUCAGCCAAGCCAAACUGAAACAGGGGAAACACCUGGGAGGCACGGAUACAUCUUUGACAGCUCCAUAAAUACAAUAAUAUGAAUAACAGUUAUAGAAAAUAGUUGUUCAGGGUUGUGUUGGGCUUUUAAGUCUAGGUCUACCUAUGUUGUAAACAUAUUAUCUUUUCGAUUUACACACGGCAUCUAUUGCACGUCUGUCCGUCCUGGGAGAGGGAUCCCUCCUCUGUUGCUCUCCCUGAGGUUUCUCCUUGUACGAUGUGAGGGUCAAAGGACAGAGGGUGUCGUAUUGUCAUACUGAUAUUUUGUACAAACUGUGAAGUCCACUGAGACAAAUAUAACAUUUGUGAUAUUGGGCUAUAUAAAUAAACAUUGAUUGAUUGAGUAGAUUCCUAUACAUAGUAUGGUUACUUUUGAAGGAAAGAGCUUAAAGAAAUAUAUGAAUAAUACUAAUAAUAAUUGUAUUAAGGACACCACAAAGAGAAGGUGUGGCAUAAAUACAAUUAAAUAAUAUAGAAGAAAUACAUUCAAAUAGAGUACUGAAAACUAGUAAUACUUAGCAAUACAUAAGCAGAUUCCAAAAUAAAAAUUAGGAAACUGCACCCACAUGAAAAAUGCUUGCAAACUACAACUGAAAUACCACCUUUUAUUAGGUUUAUUCCGACUAGAUCUGAUGCUUGUCGAGGUUCGAAACCAGCAUGGGUACCUUUUCUUUCAGGGCCAGGACCUGGAAAAAGUGACCUUUUGAAAUCUAAAAAAUAUUAUAAAGAUAAUAAUUUGCCAUCCGUCUAAUUGUUUUUGCAUUUAGCGCUAAUUAACAAAUGUUAUUAUGCUAAACCUAAACUAAGAUGUGUUGAGGUUUAGCUCCAAGCACUCUGUGCCAAAACCAAAACAGAUUGCUAUCAGGGCUGCCGACUUAGUUCUGUGGACUCUCUACUAUCUAUACAUCCAGAACCACAAUUCAGAUAAGCCUAAAACGUCACAAUCUUUUGUACUGGUGAUUUGAUACACUGUUCAUAAUUGUACGAACAGUUUUUGUAGAGAAUGUAAGAAUGAACGUAUCUCAUACAUGAACUCAACAGAAAGGAUAUUGCUUUGAGUUCUGCCAUUGGUCUUUUUACUCCUUCAGAUUUCUCAGCAUGUUUUCACCAGCAGCACACAGGUCGAUUCAAACGUUUGCUUCCCUUGAGCGCCUUGGAGUGGUCACAGAUGUGGUGGAAAAUCCAGUUCUGGACAUCUUUUUGGAUGCUUUAUUCUUUUCAUUUCUUUCUGCUGCAGGGAUUCAGUUUGAAUUGUCAGCUUGCCCUUGGUGAUGUUACUUGAACAAAAAAGACAAGUACAAAAAAGAAAGAAAACCUAUACUCUUUUGUCUGUAAGAAAUCAGAAAAUGGGCUUAAUGUAUUAAAGCCAAGUUUCAUUGAUACUUCUCUACUUCAGAGGAUAUAUAUUUAUAUUCUGUAAUACCAUUAACUGCUCACAUGUGAAAUAAGGGAUUUAUAGAUAUAUAUGAUUUGGUAUGAAGCUAAUCAGCAAUAUCAGACCUGUGCUGUAGAGAGAGGAGAGGCAAAGUCUAAUCACUGAAAGCUUGUCCUGCAGCGCUGUUUAAAUAUACUGUAAAGGAGAACAGGAUAAUUGGAUUAAAUUGUGAGACUCUAGAGGUUGUACCAGAAAAAUGUAGCCAAAAGCUUUAACUGUUUUGAGCAGAUUUUAAUUGAUGUCUUCAGAAGCAACAUUCAGAAAGAAGCGAUAUUCAGCCAUGCAGCAACAUCCAUUUACAUCUGUACAUGUAUUACACUGAGGAGAUUUAAAAUGUACAGUAUUGUGAUUGUGUUCUUCAGCACCUGUAAGCUCAUUAUCAAACAUGUUUCCCAUUGAUACAUUUUUUACCAGCGUUUGCUAUAAUAUCAGAUUUUCUUGUCAUAAAAUUGUCAUUAACCACCAAAACAUAAUUGAGUUUAUAGCUGAAAAAGACGAUAACACUAGCAACUAACAGGUCACUGUAACCUCAAAGCCUCACAACAUCAAACAGAGGAGAUGAGCUUCAGUUGUAUAAAAUAUUGAAAUAUGAAAUUAGUACAUUUAUCAAGUCAAUACCAUAAUUCAUGUUUGGGAUUUACUUAACAUAAAUAUUAACAUUUGUGUUUUUAUUGACUGCAUUUGUUGCUCUUUUUCUUUAUAUUGAACUAUGUCGAAUUACAAAAAUGCACGACAGUAAGUAACUUGACAGCAAAAUAAUUGCAAGAUCACCAGAACAUUUAACACAUUCUGAAUCAAACUAACGUGCUGCAAAGGAAACACUUUAAAAUAAUCACAUUAUCAGGUUUUUAGAAGAAAAUUCUUUUUUUUUCUCAUCCAAGAGCUGAGAUUUUUACGACGAAGAAUGAUAUCUAGAAUAUAA
Molecule: messenger RNA, 3639 nt
Organism: Gymnodraco acuticeps
Lineage: Eukaryota; Metazoa; Chordata; Actinopteri; Perciformes; Bathydraconidae
Product: peptidase M20 domain-containing protein 2-like
Exons: 7
Coding region: 62-1312 (416 amino acids)
Molecular function (GO): dipeptidase activity
Source: RefSeq, a predicted model, not a curated record